Stegastes partitus (bicolor damselfish) is the source of this 864-nucleotide messenger RNA. Its product is annotated as SPRY domain-containing SOCS box protein 1. Gene Ontology annotation, biological process: proteasome-mediated ubiquitin-dependent protein catabolic process. Lineage: Eukaryota; Metazoa; Chordata; Actinopteri; Pomacentridae. Gene Ontology annotation, molecular function: protein binding. The transcript is spliced from 2 exons. The record is from RefSeq and is a predicted model, not a curated record. The coding region runs from base 1 to 864 and encodes 287 amino acids. Gene Ontology annotation, cellular component: SCF ubiquitin ligase complex.
AUGGGUCUCCUACAGUCAGUGUAUUUGUACAUCAGGCCGGCAGACUGCCCUCCAUCAACCCCGUCAGCCUUCCCUCCUCUGGCCAUCCCGCCCUCCUCUCGCCUGGCGGUUACCCUAAACUCCCCUCCCGUUCCUCCAGGAGACGCCUGCUCACGCUGGAGCUCCGCCCACCGCUCUCCACACUUCCUGCUGUCGCCCUGCAAACAGGAAGUGACCCGCUCGCCCGCCGAGCUGAGCAGCGACGGUGUGAGGGCGGAGACGGGCGUGAAGAGCGGGCUCCACGUCUGGGAGAUGGUGUGGACCCCCAAACACAGAGGAAGCCAUGCUGUCCUGGGGGUUUCCAGGAAAGACUGCCCCCUGCAGGCGUCGGGAUACAACGUCCUGGUGGGCGGAGACUCACAGUCCUGGGGGUGGGAGCUGAAAACCAAUCAGCUGUGGCACGAUGGGCGAACGCUGGGGCCUUACCCAGGAAACAGGAGGAGGAGCCACUCUGAGGCUGAGGAAAACUUACUUCCUCAAUCCUCCCUAAAGGCGGCAGAAACUCCUCUCCUGAUCCCUGAGCGCGUCCUGCUGGUCCUGGAUGCCGACGCAGGGACUCUGGGCUUCGUCGUGGACAGCAGCUACCUCGGUGUCGCUUUUCAGAAUCUUCCUCGAGGGGCUGAGCUGUUCCCGGCAGUGAGCAGCGUCAGAGGAGGAGCCAGCAUCCGACUACGAUACCUGAACGGGACCACACGCGAUCCUCCAGCCCUGAUGGCUUUAUGUGGACUCUCGAUUCGUCAGCUUUUAGGGCAGCAGAGGCAGAAUCAAACGGAAAAAUUGCCUUUACCUCCUGUUCUCCAGAACUACCUGCUUAUUAGUCAUUAG